CCCGGACGAGUCCCCCCAUCAGUUCGCCUCACAGAGACGCGCCGCCUCCGGGAGGAUUAUCAGUAUUUUUUUUUCUCGUGUUGUGAGCUUAAGAGGCUGCCUCCGUCCUGCCCACUCGAAGACACAAACCCCCCACCAGCCGAGAGUCCUCCAGCGCUAGAGGGCGGGCGGGCGAGCGAGCUUUCCCUCGCCUUGCCGGCUCAGCAACAACAGCAGCAGCAGGGCCCGCGGCGGUGGUGGCUGAAUUGCUGCAGCUGCGGCCCUCGAAGCCGGCCCAGGGUCAAGCCGACUCUUUCCCUCCUCGGCCGUCCCCCGCGUCGGUUCGGCGAGGUGGCUCCAAAGCGCGCAGGCGCUGAACGGGGGGGGCGGGUGAGACGGAGAGAAAGGGAGGAGGACGGCGUCGGCGGCGACGCGUUGAGUUCGCUGCGUCUGGGCCGCCGAGGACCGCAGGUAUCUGAUUAGAUGCAGUUGUAUCAGUAACAAAGGAAGGGUAAACAUGAGAAUAGCAGUAGGAGCUGCAAAAUUGGUGGUAGCGGUAGCUGUGUUCUUGUUGACGUUUUAUGUCAUCUCUCAAGUAUUUGAAAUAAAAAUGGAUGCCAAUCUAGGAAACCUGUUUGCAAGAUCACCUCUGGACCUACCUAUACGUUCCACGAAGCCCCCAAGAUAUAAAUGUGGUACUACAAAAGCCUGUCCGGAGAAUCAUUUUGCUUUCAAAAUGGCAAGCGGAGCAGCAAAUGUAGUUGGACCUAAAAUAUGUGUGGAAGAUAAUGUGUUGAUGAGUGGAGUUAAAAACAAUGUUGGGAGAGGCAUUAAUAUAGCUUUGGUAAAUGGGAAAACAGGGGAAGCCAUGGACACAAAGUACUUUGAUAUGUGGGGUGGAGAUGUAGCACCGUUUAUUGACUUCCUGAAGACAAUUCAAGAUGGAACUAUUGUACUAAUGGCAACCUAUGAUGACGGUGCCACUAAGCUCAAUGAAGAAGCAAGGAAACUAGUUGCUGAAUUAGGAAGCUCUUCCAUCAUGAAUCUUGGCUUCAGAGACAACUGGGUUUUCUGUGGUGGAAAAGGGAUCAAGACGAAAAGCCCAUUUGAACAGCAUAUUAGAAACAACAAAGAUACAAACAAGUACGAAGGGUGGCCAGAAGUUGUGGAGAUGGAAGGAUGUAUCCCACAGAAGCUAGACUGAAGGAAUGGCUGAAUCAACGUGAACAAUGCAAAGAACGAUGGAGGGGAAAAUGCACUUUUAGCUGCUCUUAGGUAGACAGUUCUGGCAGGAGAAUACUGGGUCUGGGCAUAUCCCAUCUAGGGUGGUCUCUUGCACAAGACCCAUAAAAAUGAAUGGGAGCUGUGUGAGAGCAUGUUGAAUUGCCCCGAUUCAUUUAAAUGGGGCUUGCAAAGGAAUAUGUCUUUCUGGACUGUGCCCCAUGUAAAUACGUUCCGAGCAUGUUUUCACCUUAGAAUGUGCAUGAACAUUGUUUUAUUUUUAAUCUGGCUUAUUUAUUGUUGAAACAGAGAGAACUCUCCCCUUCCCUUUUUUUGUAAAUAAGCCUCAAAGAAACAAAAUAAUUACUAUUUCUAAUCAUCUCCUUCCUUCUCUUUCUGUGCCCAUAAUUUUUCUUUUUACUUGUUUCUGAAGCACAAUGUUCAGGUCAUUUUAUGGUAAAUGUAUUUUAGAAUGACCAUCGUAAGCAACUGAAACAUACCUAAAUAAAUAGCUGAACUGAUCCUGAGCUAUGAUGUAUUUUCCUGAAACAAUGACGGUAUUGCUACAAGUUCAUAUCUGUAGUUGGAUGUGUAAUUUUUUAGCAAAAAAAAUUAUAAUGAAAUAUUUUAAUGCUCUAUCUUCUUGAAAGCAGCAUUUUGUGACCCCCUUCAUAUGUUCUAAUAGAUAAAGAUUAAGCGUUUGAUAUUAAAAUGUAGGUCUCCUAUAACAAGCACAAUUAAAUCCUUUUUCUUAAAACCAAA
Molecule: messenger RNA, 1962 nt
Organism: Pogona vitticeps (central bearded dragon)
Lineage: Eukaryota; Metazoa; Chordata; Lepidosauria; Squamata; Agamidae
Gene: FAM3C
Product: FAM3 metabolism regulating signaling molecule C
Source: RefSeq, a predicted model, not a curated record